AGGCAGCAUGAGCAACAGCAACAGGAGAACGGCGAGCAGAAGCAGGGGGAGGAGCCUGCGCAGCAACAGGAGCCAAAGCAGGAGCCAAAAGAGAACUUGCAGCAGCAGGGGCAGCACUGGAAGGGAGGUGAGCGGCACCAAGAGGAGCAGCACCUGGAGGCGCAAUCGCCGCCGGCGCAGCAGCAGGCGCAGCAGCAGGCGCAGCAGCAGGCGCAGCAGCAGGCGCAGCAGGCGCAGCAGCAGCAGCAUCAUCAUCAUCAUCAUCAUCAGCAGCAGCAGCAGCAGCAGCAGCAGCAGCAGCAGCAGGAGCUCCAAGAUGAGCAUGUGCUGCUGGGAAGCGGAGGCGCUUGGAUGGUAGUGCCUGGCUGGAUGCUGGAAGGCAGCAGACGGGAGCGCCAUGGGCAACGCAGAAACAGGGCAGUAGCGGUUCUGGGACUCUGGACCAGCCCAGCGUCCUGCGAGCGGAGGCAGCUGCAGCGGCCCACCUGGCGAACUGGGGCCCACCUGUACUGGGGAUACACCCAAGUUGCAUCAGUCCCUCCCAUGGGCAGCACCCCACAGCAGGCGCCCGUGUCACUGGGGUGCCGCCGCCACGGGUGCCCGAUCGAUGGCGGCGAGGGCGAGGGCAGCCGCACAGCAGCAGCGCACCCGGUUGCUGGGCCGCCGCGGGAUGUCGGGUUGCCGCAUGACAGCGAGUUGGAUGAUGCCAUCGACUGA
Messenger RNA from Monoraphidium neglectum, 717 nucleotides. RefSeq lists its product as hypothetical. The record is from RefSeq and is a predicted model, not a curated record. The transcript has a single exon. The annotation marks the transcript as partial. Lineage: Eukaryota; Viridiplantae; Chlorophyta; Chlorophyceae; Sphaeropleales; Selenastraceae.